Molecule: messenger RNA, 1524 nt
Organism: Paramecium pentaurelia
Lineage: Eukaryota; Ciliophora; Oligohymenophorea; Peniculida; Parameciidae
Source: the annotation of a GenBank genome assembly
AUGAAAUAUUAUUAUCAAUUUAAAGCUAUCAUAUCAGGAUCAAAAGCAGUCGGUAAAAAAACUAUACUUAAAUAAUUGGACUCUUAAACUGAUCUCAAAAUUGUUUAAUUACAUGAUAAAAUGUAAGAAACACUCUUCAUCUAUGAAUUUUAAAAAGAAGAAUCCUAUAUUCCAGAUGCUCUUUGCUUUUUAAUUGUGUGUGAUUAAUCAUCAUAAUCUAUUCAAUAUGCUAAAUCCAAGUAUAUUUUAUAUUAUCUAUCACUUAUAUAGAAUUCAAAUAAUACUUAAAUAACUUAAUCGUUCUUAUUAAUUUCUUGUUCUUAUCAACAAUUAAAUACAUUCCUAAUUAAUCCUUUAAGAUGAAUUAGAAGAUUAUUGUACAUAAAAUCAAAUCAAUUUCAUUAACAUUAAUGCUAAAUUUGGAACCAAUAUCAUACUACUCCAAAAUCUUCUUAGAAUCAAAGCUCAAUUAAUAAUGAAAAAGUGUUAAAUCUUACCAUUUCCUUUAGAAUCUAAUAGAGAAUAAUAGUUUGAAACAAUCAAUCAUCAAAUUAAAUAAACCACUCCUGAUAGACCUUUACCAUAAACACCUUAAUCAUCUGGAAAUAAAGAAAAUUAAUCAGAUUAUAAAAGCAUCAAUAGUGAAACUGUUGAAAGCUAAAGAGCAUUUGAAUUAAUCUAAGAUAAAUCAAAUUAACAUAAUGAUACCAUCAAUAUUCUAACUUAAAGUACAUCAUAUUAGAAUUCCUAAAUACAAAAUUCAUAAAUUUUGCCAAGUACUAAAAGAGCAUAUCUUGAUUUAAAUAGUAGUUGUAGAUUAAGAUCACCAUCACCUAUUUCCAAAAAAUUAAUAUGUUUAGAAAUUGCAUUCAAUAAGUAUUUUAAAUAUAAUUAUAAUAGUUAAAUAUUCAAAGUUGAUAUUUAUUAUGAUGAUUCUUAUCCAUUAAUAAUAGAAAGAAUUUGUUCCACUAUGUAAAAGAAAGUUAAAUCAACAAUCAAAAAAUCAUUAAUGCUCCUCAUUGAAUCUCAAAUCAAUUCUUUUAUACAAAAAUUGACUCAAUCAUUACAAGAUAAGGGAUGCAAAAGUAUUUAUUAUCAAAUUUAAUAUAGAUUUGAGAAUUAAAGAAUGUUAUGAGAGAUUUAUUUCUAUACAUAAUCAAUAAAUAAUUAAAUAGAAACCUAAUGUUGGAACAUUAAUCCUUUUAAUAUAGUUAUAGAUUAUUAAAAUUCAAGUUCAUGAAAAUGAUGAUCCUUAUGAUUUGGCUUUUAAUUCCAUAGUUUAAUACAAAUUAAAAAAGAGUAGCAUAAGUGCUUUAGUUUAAAAGAUAAAAUUGUUAUAAAAUUAAAAGAAUAUAUUAAUUUUAGGAUUUUUUGAUAUAACUUCAUAAGAAUUUAUUGUUUAUCAAGGAGAAAGUAUUUAGAAGUAAUAUAUUAAUGUUAUUUUAUAUUAGAAAGUUAUUUCAAUUUUUUGUGUAAUUUAAAUUAGACUAUGAAUAUUAUAAGGUUCUCUAAUAAAUAUUAUGA